AUGCCAUCAUUUAAUAAAAUUGCAGUCUACGGACAUCGCGGUUGGGCGAGCUCAGCUAUCGUGGACGCACUCAUCGCGUCCGGCGCGCCAGUGAAAGUACUCUACCGCCCUGACUCGGAUGUUAGCCGUCUUCCAAAUGACGUGCCCAAGGUCGCGGUCGAUCUAGAUAACGAGAAAGCCCUCACUGACGCACUGAAAGAUGUCGACAUCCUACUCUCCUUGGUAGGUCACGAAGGUGUCGUAAAGCAAUACAACUUUAUACGAGCCAUUCCGAACACAAAUGUCAAACUCUUUGUGCCAUCUGACCUUGGCUCUCGCGCUGAUGAGGAGAGAGCGACCAUUCCUGUACUAAAGGCCAAAGCCGAAGUGGAAAAGGCUUCCAAAAACGCGGGCAUACCUACCACUGUGGUUCUGCCGGGUAACUUUGCUGAAUCGACAUUUGCCUCCCUUCUUGUUGGGAUUGAUGUUGGCGGCAAUCGAAUUGUCUAUACCGGCGACAGCGAGCACCAGAAAUUAAACGUCUGCUCGAGGCAGUAUGUAGCCGCAGCUUACGCCGCAAUCUUUGCCAAAACCCCAAUCUCUCAGCUUCAGAAUAGGAGCAUUGGACUUUCGGAGUUCAUCGUUACUGGGUCUGAAGUCACUGCAGCACUGGAACGUAAACAUGGGACGCCUCCUCAGAUCUUCCGGCCGAGCGUCGAGCAGGUCAGUAAGGAAAUUGAGGCUCGUCUGCAAAAGGGGGAUAUUUCUGCGAUACCCCUUGGAUACCGCCUGGCCUGGGCGACCGGCAAACACUUGGAGCUUGUGGGCAACGAUAUUUGGGACGUCCAAGGCUACCCAAAGACGACACUCGAGAAGGUGGUCGUGGAGGGUGAUGUGGAGCCUUAUAAGGCCUUCCCACCUCAAUUCGCCGCAUUGAUAGAGACAACAUUCUUCUAG
Molecule: messenger RNA, 936 nt
Organism: Trichoderma breve
Lineage: Eukaryota; Fungi; Ascomycota; Sordariomycetes; Hypocreales; Hypocreaceae
Product: nmrA-like family domain-containing protein
Exons: 4
Coding region: 1-936 (311 amino acids)
Source: RefSeq, a predicted model, not a curated record